Molecule: messenger RNA, 510 nt
Organism: Paramecium sonneborni
Lineage: Eukaryota; Ciliophora; Oligohymenophorea; Peniculida; Parameciidae
Source: the annotation of a GenBank genome assembly
AUGAGAGUAGAUUUUUGUAAUUUGAAUCUGAAGGUUAAAUUUAGUCUCCUGUUUUAAUAUCCCAUAAACGAAUUGACUAAUCACCGCUACCUGAAGCCAAAGUAGUUCCCUCUAAUUUUGUUUUUUAUUGUCCUGUUUUAAUAUCCCAUAAACGGAUUGACUUAUCACCACUACCUGAAGCUAAAGUAGUUCCAUCUGGUGAAAAACAUGCUGAUGACACCCAUUCACGAUGACCAUCUAAUUUGGCUUUUUAUUAUCCUGUUUUAACAUCCCAAAAACGGAUUGAGUUAUCACCACUACUAGAAGUUAACGUAGUUAUAACUCACAAUCCUUUGUCUUAAUCUUAACAUAAAUAUUAGGAAUUUUUUUAUUUACUUAAUUUAAAAGCAAUAGAAAUUAAAUAUAGAUUAAAAUUCUUAUGGAAGCGCUAUUGUAUACAGUAUUGCUCUUUUAAGUUCGUUUUUAUAACUCUAUCUCUUCUUAAGGUUGUUAAAGUUCUUUCUUUUAUGA